Acanthosepion pharaonis is the source of this 762-nucleotide messenger RNA. NCBI's taxonomy places the organism in Eukaryota, Metazoa, Mollusca, Cephalopoda, Sepiida, Sepiidae. The record is from the annotation of a GenBank genome assembly.
AUGCAAGCUGAAAAAUGGGUGGGUGUUCAAACUAAAAACAGAUUAGGGGUGUUAUAUUUUUCCUUCUUUUUAUUUUCUUUCUUCUUCUGUUCUUUUUUUCUUCUUUCUUUAAUUUUCCUUUUCCCCUUUAUUUCCAUCUCUUCCUUGGUUUUUUCAUUCUUACUUUCUUUUUACAUUCUUACUUGCUAUCUUUUUAUUUUCCUUCCUUCUUUUUUUCUUCACUUUGUUUCUUCUUCAAUCUUUUUUUUUCUUUCUUUCCUUUUUGAAUUUCUAUCUUCUGAUUUUCUUGCUUUAUUUACUGUUUUUCAUUCCUGUUUUUUUCCUGUCCUCUUUUUUCUUGCUUUUUCCACUUUUACUUCCUUCAUUUUUUUUUUUACUUUUCACUCCUCAUUUUCUCCAUUUAUUGGUUCUUUUUUGCUUUUUCUAUUCUUCUGUUCUUUCUUCCUUCUUUUUUCUUUACUUGCACUUUUCUUUCUUUCUUUUUCUUCCUUUUUUCAUUUUUCUUUCUUUCUUCUCCCACCUGAAUUUUCAUUCCUUAUUUCUUUCUUUAUUUUCCUUCUUUACUGUUUUCCUUCUUUACUGUUUUCCUUUUUUACUUUGUUUCUUCUUUUCUUCUGUUUUCUUUUUUUUUCAUUUGCCUUCUUUCUUUUACCUUUUUUAUUCUUUUUUUCCUUGUUUUUUCUUUUCUUCCCACUUUUUUCUUUCCUUCUAUUCAAAUCCCUCCUUUUUCCUACCAUUUUUCUGUCACAAGGAAAAAAGUAA